Molecule: messenger RNA, 2419 nt
Organism: Telopea speciosissima
Lineage: Eukaryota; Viridiplantae; Streptophyta; Magnoliopsida; Proteales; Proteaceae
Product: protein WVD2-like 7
Exons: 10
Coding region: 352-2289 (645 amino acids)
Source: RefSeq, a predicted model, not a curated record
AAAAGGCGAAAAGAAAGGAGUUCUAGUUCUGAAGUUCACUCCAACACGCAGGCUCAGGAUUCUUAUUUGAUUGAGACAUUUCUAUGGAUUGAUUAGUAAAGCUUCUGAAGCUUUUGUAGAUCGAACCGACUGCGGAGCUCUAAAACUUCAAACCUGUUUCAUUGGAUUUUGUGAGCUCUGAAGUGAGUUUUGUGGGUUAUAUUAUUAUAAAUGUUAAUGGAUUGCCGCGUAGAAUAAAUGGGUCUGUCAUGAAGACUAACAUCUUCGACUGCAUUUGAAGAGGAUCAGUAAGAGAGGUUUCUAUUUUGUAUUUGCGGGUGCUUCGGAAAGUGAUGAUAGACUUGGGUUCUCAUGGAUGGAGAGAUGGAAGAACCCCUUAGCUUUCAGGCAGACUCUAUACACUCUGGUUCUAUAUCGUUUGGAAGGUUUGAAACUGAACCCUUGUCUUGGGAAAGGAGGUCAUCCUUCUCGCACAAUAGAUAUCUUGAAGAGGUUGAGAAAUACUCAACACCAGGUUCAGUUACUCAAAAGAAAGCUUAUUUUGAAGCUCAUUUUAAGAAGAAGGCUCUUCUUCAUCAGGCUUCUUCUGGGGACCAAAAUGGUAUGGAAUGCCAAACUAGUGAAAAUGGCAACCUCGAAUAUAUGAACAGUGAAGAAUUUGAGCAUGCUAAUAUAGGAAGUCAUUCAAUUCACUAUGAUGAGAGCCCUCAUGAUUCAGAUUGUAACGAAAAUUUAGCUUCAAAAUUUCACAUAGAUGCUACACCCACUUUCACUAAUGAUGAUCCAGGAUUCGAUGGUGAUCUUCAAGAUUAUGCACAUGCUCUCACUGAUGAUGAUGUAGAGUUGGAUGGUGAUCAUCAAGUUGAUGCACCUCCUCUCACCAGUGAUGAUGAAGUGUUGAAUGGUGAUGUUCAAGAUGAUGUGCUUCCUCUCACUAAUGAUGAUGCAGUUUUGGAUGGUGAUCUUCAAGAUGUAGAGCCUGGUGAAAUCUACCAAACUCCGUUUGAGUCCAACAUGCUACCAUUAGUUAAGGAUGAACAAGAAAUCGAAGUAAAAGACAAGCUUGCUGAUGAAACAGAAAAUGUAGAGACAUUACAAAAAACAAGUUCAACCCCAAAGAAGCACAUGGCUAUGACUGAUGAUAAUCCUAUCAUGAGAAAACCUCAGAAACAAACUCUAAAGGUAAAGGCCGCAACAGAAAGUAAAACAGACAAAUCCAAAUUGAGGGCUCAGGUUCCUAGAAAGAUUUCAAGUGAAGCAUCUAAAGAUUCCACAAAGAAUCCAAGGAAGGAGAGUCAACUGAGGACUAAAGCAGAGAAACCAUUGCCACUGAAGGCAUUACCAACUGGCUCUUCUCCAGCAAGAACUUCAAAACCAGAGUAUUCUGUGCAGGAUCCUGAAUAUUUGAAGGCAAAACUCAGUCAAGAUAAUAGAAGUGAGAAAGAUCUAAAGGCAAAGAAAGCAGGCUCUAAAUCUCAACCUUCUACCUUAGAGAGGAGUGAACCCAAAAUGAGCCAAUCUGUGAACAGGCCUAAGAGAACUGUUAAUAUAACGAAGUCGGAUAUAAGGCCAAGCUCUGCUGUCUUCCAUUUCAAGAGUGAUGAAAGAGCUGAAAAGAGAAGAGAGUUCUUUAUGAAGUUAGAGGAAAAAAUGCAUGCUAAAGAGGCUGAGAUGAACCAUAUCCAGACAAAAACACAGGAAGAGACAGAAGCUGAGAUUAAACAACUUCGCAAAAGUUUAAAGUUCAAGGCUACACCUAUGCCUUCUUUUUAUCACGAACCUGCUCCACGAGGCUCAGAUGGAAAAAAGGUUGUAUCAAGUCAUGUGAAAUCAAAAUCGCAAAGCAAAUCACCAAAUCGAGUGUGUACUGCUGCGGGUAGAUCCCCACCAUCUUUGAAGGUUGGAAGUCAGCAAGGUCCAUCUGCCAGUGAACCUCAAAAUACAGUUUCUCAGCAACAAGCCUCAGAAGCAACUGAUUGUCCACCAACAUUAACAUCUGAAAUGGGUGAAAGCACUCCCAGUGCAUCAACCAAUAAAAGUGGCACUGCAAAAGUCGCAAAGAAAAGUGAUUCAAUGGGGAAGAAAGACAUAGAGAAGGCUAAGGAUGCUAAACAGCAAGGAUCAGAGGGUAGUAAGUUGAGGAAAGAGAGAAUUGAGGGGAGACGGGCAGUUGGAACUGUUGGAAGGAGUAGUGGUGAAAUGGUGAGGAAGGCGAUGAAGGGAGUUGGUGGAAUAGGUGUCGAUGGAGGUUCUGGAAUGGGUAAUCUAACUGUCGGUGUUGCCUCCUAAAUAAAUCCCUUGCUGGCAUCCAUCCACUUGAUAUUGUAUUUGCAUUCUCCAUUUUUGUCCAAGCAGUAUCUAAUGUGCAUGUAGUUGGAAUAUAAAAUCAUGGUAACUCUUUAUAUGAGGUCUUGCAACU